Messenger RNA from Anisakis simplex (herring worm), 219 nucleotides. The record is from the annotation of a GenBank genome assembly. NCBI's taxonomy places the organism in Eukaryota, Metazoa, Nematoda, Chromadorea, Rhabditida, Anisakidae.
AUGGAAAAACAAUUGGAUGACAGUCGAGUUUCGAGGAAAAACAUCGACGCGAAUCGCGAAAGAAUCAGUUCGAGACGUUGGACAAGACGCGAGACGUUAGACAACGAGAACUGGUUGGCCUCAAAGCAGACCCUUUCAGACAUUAAUAAUUGCAGAUUAGUAGAAGUAUCCGAUGAAAAUUCAGUAGAAAAAUCCGACGUAUUUCAGUCGGAUUUAUAG